AUGACAAAGAGCGAAUUCACUUAUCUACAAAGCAUAGUUACUCAGGAACAGCUUCGUACAUCAGAUGCAUUGGCUUCAGUGUUAAAGAAGCAUUCUUCGCGUACAAGAAACUUGACCGAAAUGUUAUCUCAACUGAGUAGUAAAAUGACAAUUCUGGAUUCACGCGUUUAUGAUCUAGAAGAAGUGAAUAUUACAACUAAACAGUCUUUGAAUACUCUUGCAACUAAAGAACAUUACAUCGAGAGACAGCUCGUGACUUUGUUGAAAGACUUAAACACAACACUGACCGAACUAUUAUCUAUGCAAAACACAGUUUCUCAAGACCAACUUCGUAUAUCAGAUGAAUUGGUUUCACUAAUAAACAACUAUUCUUCAAAUGUAAGGAAUGUUUCUGAGAUGUUGUUACAAUUAAAAAGCCAUGUAACAAUUCUGGAUUCAUAUGUGUAUGAUUUCCGAGAAGACGUGAACUCUACAAUUAACCGUUCUUUGAAAACAAUUGCAGCAUUAGAAAGUAACAACGAAAAACAGUUCGAGACUUUGUCAAAUGACUUAAAAACAACACAAAACAGACUUAGUUUUCUACAAACCACAAUAUCCCAGGAUCAAUUUGGAACAUCAAAUCAACAGGUUUUACUCACGAAAUCGGAAUCUACAAUUCUAAGGAGCGUUUCUGAAAUAUCACAACUGAAAAGCUUGACAACAAGUUUGGAUUCACGCAUUCAUGUUUUGGAAAAAGAAUAUAUUUCUAAAAAAAAUUCAGGCGUAAGACUGGUUGAUGGGAAUUUCACUGGAGAAGGGCGUGUUGAGGUGACAUACAAUGGCCAGUGGGGGACCGUUUGUGAUGACUCUUUCACAGACACAAAUGCUCAGGUUGUUUGUCGACAGCUGGGUUAUGAAUGGAAUGGUGCCAUUCAAAAACAGAGGGCUCCAUAUGGACAAGGGACGGGCGCAAUAGUUCUAGAUAAUGUAUCUUGCAGAGGAACAGAAAAGUCCAUAGCAAGUUGUCAGCAUAAUGGAUUUACAAAGGAAAACUGUGUCCAUAGUGAAGAUGUUGGUGUGGUUUGCUUCUCGGUCCGCCUGACUGGUGGAUCCUCAUCCAGAGAAGGAACAGUGGUCGUAACACUAGGAAAUACCGAGGGGAGUGUCUGUGAUGACCACUGGGAUACUGAUGAAGCUCGUGUGGUUUGUAGGAUGCUGGGAUAUACUGG
Messenger RNA from Saccostrea cuccullata (small rock oyster), 1208 nucleotides. Its product is annotated as deleted in malignant brain tumors 1 protein-like. The transcript is spliced from 4 exons. The record is from RefSeq and is a predicted model, not a curated record. Gene Ontology annotation, cellular component: membrane. The annotation marks the transcript as partial. NCBI's taxonomy places the organism in Eukaryota, Metazoa, Mollusca, Bivalvia, Ostreida, Ostreidae.